This is a messenger RNA of Pochonia chlamydosporia 170, 1563 nucleotides long. Its product is annotated as allantoate permease. The transcript is spliced from 4 exons. Gene Ontology annotation, cellular component: membrane. The coding region runs from base 1 to 1563 and encodes 520 amino acids. Gene Ontology annotation, molecular function: transmembrane transporter activity. The record is from RefSeq and is a predicted model, not a curated record. Gene Ontology annotation, biological process: transmembrane transport. NCBI's taxonomy places the organism in Eukaryota, Fungi, Ascomycota, Sordariomycetes, Hypocreales, Clavicipitaceae.
AUGGAUUCUGCAAGGGAUGAACAUGCCGACAAGCCUGUCGACUAUGACGCAGAUCACGUCGAACAUGAAUUAAAGAUUCCCAAGGUGGAAACAGUCCAUCAUCCUGAUCCAAGACUGUACAUCGAGGCUCUGGAGCGAUACCCAAACGAUGAUUCCAUCGACCAAACUGCCGAAAGGCGGCUGAAACGCAAGUUGGAUAUGAGAAUCCUUCCAUUGCUGGGGAUAUGUUACUUUUUCUACUAUGUCGACAAAACCACCCUCUCCUACGCCGCCAUAUUCGGGCUCAAAGACGACCUACACCUCGAAGGCACCCAGUAUUCCUGGCUAAGCAGCUGCUUCUACUUUGGCUGGCUCGUCUGGGCCAUCCCAUCCAAUCUUCUCAUGCAGCGCAGCCCGCCGGCGUACUACCUCGCCUUCAACAUCUUCAUGUGGGGAGCGCUUCUCAUGCUGCAGGCCGUUGUACACAAUUUCGGCGGUCUGAUGGCCCUUCGUGUACUCUCAGGCGCGUUUGAAGCCAUUGCCGACCCGGCAUUUAUGCUCAUAACCUCCAUGUAUUAUACUCGUGAGGAGCAACCGUCUCGAAUUUCAGCCUGGUACGCUUGGAAUGGUAUUGGCGUCGCUGGUGGUGGUUUGCUUGGCUAUGCCAUAGGCCACAUCAAAGGAGCUCUCGCGUCCUGGCGCUAUGAGUUCAUCAUCAUCGGCGCUCUCUGCGCCUUUUGGGGCAUCGUUCUGUGUCUUAUGCUGCCCAACUCUCCCCGAACAAUCUUUGGCUUCACCCACGACGAGAAACUCAUGAUGAUUGCGCGCAUCAGACGUAAUCAGACGGGUAUUGAGCAGCGAAAAGUUAACUGGGAUCAGAUCAAAGAGGCGUACUUUGACUACAAGACCUGGCUGUUUACACUCCUCGGUUUCGUGGCGAAUAUUCCCAAUGGAGGGAUUUCCAAUUUCUCAACUCUUGUUAUCAAGGGCUUGGGCUUUGAUACGUUCAAGACAGCGCUGCUGGGAAUUCCGCAAGGCGCACUCGUUGUCAUUUGGAUUGGCCUUGGUGCCUUGGCAAACAAAUACAUGCCCGCCAACAGUAGAACACUGGUUUGCGCCGCGUUUAUGCUUCCGACUAUCGCUGGCGCGCUUGGUUUCCUCCUCGCUCCGACGGAUGCUUACGUCGGACGACUUAUCUGCUUCUACUUAACAGGCUCGUAUCAAGCGUCCUUCGUCAUCUCACUAUCCCUCAUCACAUCCAACACUGGUGGUCAGUCGAAGAAGAUGAUUGUCUCUGGAAUGAUUUGGUUCGGUGCUUGUAUUGGAAACAUUGCCGGACCGUUCUUCUACAAGUCUGAUCAGGCGCCGUCGUACCGAUUGGGCAUCGGCUCUCUUUUGGUGGCGAAUUGCAUUGAGCUUCUGCUGUUCUUUGUGUUUCGAUAUGCGUUUAUUUGGGAGAAUCGUCGGAAGGAAAAGAUUCGGGAAGAGUUGAGGAAUAAUGGGCAGCUUUUGGAGACGCUUAACGUAACGGCGUUUCAGGACAUUACGGAUAAGGAGAAUCCGAAUUUUGUCUAUGUAUAUUAA